Messenger RNA from Pseudovirgaria hyperparasitica, 2243 nucleotides. RefSeq lists its product as uncharacterized. NCBI's taxonomy places the organism in Eukaryota, Fungi, Ascomycota, Dothideomycetes, Acrospermales, Acrospermaceae. The record is from RefSeq and is a predicted model, not a curated record. Gene Ontology annotation, cellular component: fungal-type vacuole membrane; endosome. The coding region runs from base 201 to 2168 and encodes 655 amino acids. Gene Ontology annotation, biological process: vacuolar transport; protein localization to membrane. The transcript has 4 exons.
CUUUGGACACAUACACCAGGGUCCAUACAUCACUUGUACUUCACAUUGCGUGGUAGAACGCCAAACAUUGGCAGCCUUUCUCGCCAGUACAGCUUCUUACCUGUCGCUCGCAUGUCUGGGACUUGAAGGCAUCUUUCAGACCCCGAUCUGUAACUUGUUUCUUGCGAUACCUCACAGUUACCUCCUCCAUUCGAUCUACGAUGCGUGCAUUUCAAAAUCCUCUUCUCUCGGCGACGCUCUCUUCCCUGGCACUCAUCGCGCCAUUCCCAGCCUCUGCAUUCUACCUCCCAGGCGUUGCGCCUACGUCCUACAGAAUUGGCGACGAGGUUCCUUUAUACGUGAACUCACUCACACCAACAGACACAGACGAUGACCGAAAGUUGCGGUCUGUGUUCUCUUUCGAUUACUAUCAUGACGCAUUCCAUUACUGCAAACCGAAGGAUGGUCCAAAAAAUAUACAGGAGUCGCUAGGAAGCAUAAUAUUUGGAGACCGAAUAAAGACGUCUGCGUACGUUCUCCGCAUGGGCCAAAAUGAGACGUGCAAGGCGACUUGUGGAUCCCAGAUAUUCCCGCCGGAUGACGCGAAAUUUGUGAAUAGCAGGAUAAAUCAAGGGUAUGACAUGAAUUGGUUAAUUGACGGACUACCGGCGGCUCAGCAGCUCAUGGAUCCCGAAGAUAACAGUACUUUCUACAGUCCCGGGUUCGCGCUUGGAUAUGUUUACGCUGAGGAUGACGAGACGCCCCAGGAGGAUAUGAUUCCUAUCUUCAACAACCACUAUAACAUCUUCGUGGACUUCCACCAGGCAGGUCACGAUUCGUAUCGUGUUGUGGGCGUUUUGGUAGAACCGAUGUCCCUGAAGAGCUCAAAGAACGUCAACGGAGAUCAGGCGCAAUGUGGGGACAUAGAUCACCCCCUUGUUCUAUCCGAGGACAGUACUACAGAGGUCACCUUCACGUAUAGCGUUUUCUGGCGGGACUCGGCAACUCCUUUCGCAACGCGAUGGGACAAAUAUCUCCACGUAUACGACCCCAGAAUUCAUUGGUUGUCCCUUGUCAACUCUGCCGUCAUUGUCAUCUUCCUGAUCACCACGGUUAGCACUAUUCUGGUCAGGACGUUGAGGAAAGAUAUCGCCCGGUAUAAUCGUCUUGACCAGUUUGCGCUGGACGACCUUUCAGGUACCAGUGCAGUGGAAGAUGGCGUUCAAGAAGACUCCGGUUGGAAGCUGGUUCAUGGAGAUGUGUUUAGAGCUCCGAAAAAUCCCCUCCUGCUCUCGGUCCUGCUAGGGAAUGGAGCCCAACUGUUCAUGAUGGCUGGCUUUACCAUUGCAUUUGCUAUGCUUGGCUUUCUUUCGCCGUCCAACCGUGGCGCUCUCGGCACUAUAAUGAUCCUUCUGUACACCUUUUUCGGCUCGAUCGGUGGCUACGUCUCCGCGCGCACCUACAAAUCCUUUGGCGGAGAGAAGUGGAAGCAGAACUUUGCUUUGACCCCUCUUGCGCUUCCCCUCGUUGUCUUUUCUACAUUCUUCUUGCUCAAUCUAUUCGUUUGGGCCCGCCAGGCAUCAGGGGCCGUGCCAUUCCUGACCAUGUUCGUCAUUGUCGGGCUCUGGUUCGUCAUCAGCGUGCCUUUAUCUAUCGCAGGCAGCUGGGCAGGGUUUCGACACCCAGCUGUCGAGGCGCCCGUACGCACGAACCAGAUUCCCCGCCAGAUCCCACAGGCAUCGGGCUACCUUCGACCUCUUCCUAGCAUGCUAAUUGCCGGAGUCCUUCCAUUCGGCGCCAUCUUUGUUGAACUAUACUUUAUAAUGAACAGCAUAUGGUUCAGCAAAGUAUAUUACAUGUUCGGUUUCUUGUUUGUGUGCUAUGGCUUGAUGAUCAUGACAUGCGCAUCCGUCACGGUACUGAUGGUCUACUUCGUUCUGUGCGCAGAGGACUAUCAUUGGCAGUGGCGGUCGUUCUUCACAGCGGGUGCGAGCGCAGGCUAUGUGUUCCUUAGCGCCAUACUUUACUGGCUCAGGGCCUUGAGUUUUACGAGUUGGACGAGUGGUGUGUUGUAUCUGGGCUAUAGUGCGCUGAUUAGUCUGAUGGUGUUUGUGCUGACUGGGUCCAUUGGGUUCUUCGCCUCGUGGAUGUUUGUUCUCAAGAUAUAUAGAUCGAUCAAGGUGGACUAGACUGUUUGUUGAAGUGAGACAAAAUCGACUUCUGGGGGCAGAUUUCUAGUUUUUUUUUUUUUUUUUUUUUUUUUU